Messenger RNA from Corticium candelabrum, 1582 nucleotides. Its product is annotated as mothers against decapentaplegic homolog 3-like. Gene Ontology annotation, molecular function: I-SMAD binding; RNA polymerase II cis-regulatory region sequence-specific DNA binding; DNA-binding transcription factor activity, RNA polymerase II-specific. Gene Ontology annotation, biological process: cell differentiation; SMAD protein signal transduction; activin receptor signaling pathway. Gene Ontology annotation, cellular component: heteromeric SMAD protein complex. The transcript is spliced from 6 exons. The record is from RefSeq and is a predicted model, not a curated record. NCBI's taxonomy places the organism in Eukaryota, Metazoa, Porifera, Homoscleromorpha, Homosclerophorida, Plakinidae. Bases 66 to 1415 code for a protein of 449 amino acids.
AAAACCGGACACAAACAAUCUGAUCUCGGCGUGUCGUCUAGUCGCUUUGUGCGAGAACUGGAAGGAUGUCGGCCCUGUUGCCGUUCACACCGCCGAUUGUCAAACGCCUACUGAGCUUCAAGAAGGGCGACGAAGAAGACAAAUGGUCGGAGAAGGCAGUGAAAAGUUUGGUGAAGAAACUGAAGAAGAGCGGCGGUCUGACCGAGUUGGAGAAAGCGGUGACGAGCCAGUCGGGUGCGGGAACCAAGUGCGUUACCAUUCCAAGAAGUCUGGACGGCAGGCUACAGGUUUCUCAUCGAAAAGGCCUGCCUCAUGUUAUCUAUUGCCGUCUGUGGAGAUGGCCAGACCUUCAGAGUCAUCACGAGCUGAAAGCUCAUGAUGUCUGCGAAUUUGCGUUCACGCUGAAGCGAGACGAGGUGUGCGUCAAUCCAUAUCAUUAUGAGAGAGUCGAGACGCCGGUUCUCCCGCCCGUUCUCGUUCCUCGUCAGCUGACAUUUGGCGUGUCAAGCGACCAGGCAUCGUCCUGCAGCUCCUACCUGCCUUCCGAAAAGCUGCGCGAUCUCACGCCGACGAGCGACGACGAGUAUCGUUCUCCUCCAACUGUCAGCGUCUCACAAGCGAGCGAAAUACCCGUUCUCAUACCGGGAGAGACGCCACCGCCUGUCUACACCGAGUUUUCGGACUCUAUGAGCGUUCCAUCGCCAGGAUCUGUAGUUUCAGGAGUAUCAGGUGUUGAUGUUUGUUCGACGCCGAUCACUCCCAGUCCAUCAUCCGUUCCUUCGAUGCAAGACUCGGACGUUGAGCCAGUAGAAUAUCAGGAGCCUCCAUUCUGGUGCUCAGUUGCAUACUACGAGAUGCAGAAUCGUGUGGCGGAGACGUUUCACACGAGACUGCCGUGUCUGACGAUCGACGGCUUUACGGAUCCGUCAUCUGCAGAUCGAUUCUGUUUAGGUUUGCUGUCGAAUGUACAUAGAGAUCCAGCUACGGAGUUGACACGCCGUCACAUCGGGAAGGGUGUCAAGCUAUACUAUGUCGGUGGCGAAGUGUUUGCCGAAUGUCUGAGCGACAGCGCUGUGUUCGUACAGAGUCCAAACUGUAACCAGAGAUACGGAUGGCAUCCGGCAACAGUGUGCAAGAUUCCUUCAGGAUGCCAUCUAAACAUCUUCAAUAACCAAGAAUUCGCACAACUUCUUGCUCAGUCUGUUCACCGAGGGUUUGAGGCUGUCUACCAACUCACACGCAUGUGCACCAUUCGUAUGAGCUUCGUGAAAGGCUGGGGUGCCGAAUACCGACGACAGACAGUGACGAGCACUCCAUGUUGGAUCGAGAUCCACCUCAACGGACCACUCAAAUGGCUCGACCGCGUUCUGGCCCACAUGGGGUCUCCGCAGUUCCAGAUUGGUUCCAAGUCGUAAUACGUAUAAACGGAGAUGAAUACUGUCACUACACAUUGGCUGUUUGUGAUGUAUGUGACAUGGUUGUUUACACUGACUCUAGUUUAGUUUUUCUUCAUGUAGAUUUUCUGUUUUAUCAGAGUAAGACCUGAUCACCUGUAUGCAAAAUACACACGUAGUAUGAUGUA